AUGCCUUCAGGUAUAGAUGACCACAUUACUGAGAUCUCAGAUCCCAUGUCUGAGAACGAGGACGAGUCUGAGAUCUACAACAGAGACGACGACAAGAUGGCGGAGAGUAGCAACACCGAUAGCAACGGUGCGGUCAAGAAGAAGUAUGAUCCUAAAGAUCCUUCGAGACCCAGGCGCAAGAAGGCAAGGCGGGCAUGCUUUGCUUGUCAACGUGCUCAUCUCACCUGUGGAGACGAGAGGCCGUGCCAAAGAUGCAUCAAGCGCGGACUUGGUGACGCUUGCCAGGAUGGCGUUCGUAAGAAAGCCAAGUACCUCCACGAUGCCCCGCCAGAGGCUCUCAGGCCAGUCCUAGGUCCUACCUACAAUCCCAGCACGACUUCCACCCGACCACCAAACCAGCGCCAGAACUCGAGCAAUUCAGACAACGCCAUGUCAACUGGGGCCGCCAGCGGUACCUUCUUUUCUCAGGCCAGCGGGUCGACUUUCCCCGUGUAUCCGACCGGAACCCAAACAUCCGUAGGGAUGUCUGAUGGAUUCCCAUUUGGGCCACAAGCCUCACCAGCGACAGCAACCUUCCCUGGGGCGCCCAAUAGUAAUCCGCCAAUAGAGGGUCUAAUGGCAACGAACACCAUGGACUUCAAUGCGCUUUUUGACCCUAGCAACCCUGCGCUGUACAACUUUGACCUGGAGGGUCUCAACUUUGGCAGCCAGUAUGCGGGUUGGGAGUUUGGUAUCCUCAACAAGAUGGGUCUAGGUGCCGAGACUCCUCCUCGCGAGAAUUCUCUAUCGCAGACGCCUACGAAUGAGUAUGCUACGGUGUUUGGCAAUGGAUCGAACCACACCUAUGAUGGAUUGAUGGGUGGAGACUUCACGGGAGUUGACCAGAACGCGACCAUUUACAACCAAGGAAACCUCCAGCACGGGCUGCCUCAUGCCUACGCAAUUGCUGCUGGGCCUACUAGCCUUGCUAGCCCAAGCACGGAGACCACAGCAAGCCCGCAAGCCCCUGGCGGCGUGGGUGACGGGUCACCAACACCAACACAUUUAGCCAACAUCAAUAUGGUGUCGGCGGCUCAUCGUAUGAAGCCGAAAGGAAACAAGUCCAGCCAGACAAUCUUGGGUAAACGCCAUCGUGAUGCAGCAUCCAUUUACGAAAGUGUCAAGGAGCCAUAUCCUUAUACAACAGGCUUCCACAACAUGAUUUCUGUCAUGCGCAAGCGCCUCCCCCUCCCUAAGCUGCUACGUAUUGCCAGGGCACUCGGCGAGAUUCGACCCUCGUUCAUUGCUUCUACAAAGGAUCUGACUCGUGAGGAUCUCAUCUUCAUGGAGAAGUGCUUCCAACGAACCCUGGUCGAAUUCGAUGAUUUCUUGCAGCAUUGCUGUGCCCCGACCAUUGUCUGCCGUCGGUCCGGAGAGGUUGCUGCCGUGAACAAGGAAUUCACCGCGCUAACUGGCUGGACCAAGGACGUUUUGCUGGGCAAGGAACCCAACAAGUACGUGCCGGCGAACCCAGUCACCAAUGGCUCCUCCACUCCAGAAAACGAUGCCGGCCAGCAAAGCAAUGGCAACGGCGAGAACAAUGCGGGUAGACCUCAACCUGUGUUUUUAGCAGAGCUGCUUGACGAUGACAGCAUCGUGGAGUUCUAUAAUGACUACUCGCUUUUGGCAUUCGAAGACUCCCGAGGCAAGGUCCAAAGAAGCUGCCGCUUGCUCAAGUACAGGACACAAGAACAGUCUGUUGUAAAGGAAGGCCCGCAGAAGGAUCCUCGACUUGGCAUGCUCAGCAAUCGGGUCACAACAAUCGACGGCGAACACGGAAUAUCAAGAAUUGAACAAGAUGGCAAGGUCAACUGCACAUGUUGCUGGACCAUCAAGCGCGAUGUGUUUGAUAUUCCCAUGAUGAUCAUCAUCAACUUCUUGCCGAGAUAUUACCCCAACCAAGAGGUACAGCAAUUGGCCGUGUAA
Molecule: messenger RNA, 1965 nt
Organism: Clonostachys rhizophaga
Lineage: Eukaryota; Fungi; Ascomycota; Sordariomycetes; Hypocreales; Bionectriaceae
Source: the annotation of a GenBank genome assembly